Molecule: messenger RNA, 729 nt
Organism: Chrysoperla carnea
Lineage: Eukaryota; Metazoa; Arthropoda; Insecta; Neuroptera; Chrysopidae
Product: protein obstructor-E-like
Exons: 6
Coding region: 1-708 (235 amino acids)
Cellular component (GO): extracellular region
Molecular function (GO): chitin binding
Source: RefSeq, a predicted model, not a curated record
AUGUUGAACAUUGUUGAAAGAAUUUGUUUGUGUUUUUCCAUAUUUUUGGUUUCCAGUUCACUGGGACAAGAUUUUAGAUGCCCAGAUGGUCCAGGAUUUUUCCCCGAUUCAAUACAAUGUGAUUUAUAUUAUAAAUGUUCAAAAGGAGUUGCAGAAGAGAAAUUAUGUCCUGAUGGUUUAGUAUUUGUUGACAAAGAUCCAAACCAUGAACGUUGCGAUAUACCAGCUAAUGUAGAUUGUGGGGAUCGGACGGAAUUACAGGAACCAAAACCAAGUAAAGGAUGUCCACGUGCAAAUGGAUAUUACAGACAUUCAAAUCCAGAAGUAUGUGAUAAAUUUUUCAAUUGCGUUGAUGGAGUUCCACAUGAAUUACCAUGUCCACCUGGAUUAAUUUACGAUGAUUCCGCUAGCACAUGUGCAUGGCCACAAGAAUCUAAAAGACAGUGUACAAACAGUAAACGAGAUUCAUUAGAAGAUGGUUUCCAAUGUCCAGAAAAUGAACAAUUAGGACAAAAUGGAGCUAAAAUUCCACACCCAACAUACCCACAUCCUGAAGAUUGCCAAAAGUUUUAUAUUUGCCGAAAUGGAAUAAUGCCACAAAAAGGAUCAUGCUCUCCAGGAUCGGUAUACAAUGAUGAGACCUUCAAAUGUGAUGAUCCUGAAAAUGUUCCUGGAUGUGAAGACUACUAUAAAACUGGCAAGAAUUAAUAAGAAAAGUCAGCGCUUGAA